UGUUGUGUUACGUAGGACGAUUUCCCCAUGAUCGUCCGGUAAAAAUCUCCAGAAAUGAUUCUUCGACACCAAAAGAAAAGAAAAGAGUUUUAUUGAUGGCUUUACUCUGGGAUCAUUUACUCUCGGUUUUUUCAAAGAACCAGAAAUGAGAAUGAAGAUAGAAUCAGAGAACGAAAACAGAGUGUGUUUGUGUAUGUAAUAAGAGAACAACAAAAUGCAACAGAAUGUGCUAACAACACAUACAUCCAGUAAGGGUGAAGUAUUCUGACAAACCAUGAGAAAUAAUGAAAAAAUCCCCGCGACCGUAAUACGUAUUUCACACAUUUUUUAUCAUAAUAAACCACAACGCAAGGAUGCGGUUUCGUGGACUGGUCACUCUCUCUCUAGUAUAAAAGAGCAAGAUGCGCAAAACUUUAAAGUAUGUUUCAUUUUAAACGCCGAGUGCUUCUCACGUACGUAAAGAUGCGAGCGUUAAUUGUCCUUUUGGUUCUGGUUUACUGUGCCGUUGUGAAAGGUGAGGAAAGUGUAUCAAAUCUGCAGAAUGCUCCAAAUUCACAAACAGGAUUUGCAUUUGAGAUGCUUAUGGCAAAACUUAACAGUCUGGAGCAUCACUUUGUCGAAAAGCAACUAAAAAAUGAAGAACAAAUGACAGUUCUAAGCGCUAGAAUUGAUCAUCUUGUGAAAACCGUUGAAAACUUAUCCUGGAUUGUGCAAAACACGGCUGAAACUGUAAACCAUCUUGGUUUGAAUCGGAAACACAUGCAGCACAAUGUUACCGUAAUACAGCGUGAUCUUGUGCAGCUUCUAGCCGGUCAGAAGCUGUUGGUAACGGCGCAUCAGUUUGGUGAAUAUCUUCGACAGAAAGGAUGCAACACAUCGCACAUUUCGUUUCUCAGUGACAAACACUACACCACGUACAGAUCAUGCAACAAGGUACCGUUUUCACAGUCCGGAGUGUACAGCAUAAGACCGGAAAAACCUUUCAAACAACCGUUCACGGUACUGUGCGAUCAAGAGUACGAAUCGGGCGGUUGGGUUGUGAUUCAACAUCGUUUCGAUGGUUCGAUCAAUUUCUACCGCGAGUGGGCUGAGUAUAAGGAUGGGUUUGGCAAUCUGGAUGGUGAGUUCUGGCUGGGGUUGGAACGCAUCCAUCAGCUAACCGCUUCGACACCGCACGAGUUGGUGAUCUUGUUGGAAGAUUUCGACGGUAACAGGACGGUUGCCAAGUACGAUCGCUUUCAGAUUGGUAGCGAGCUCCACAAUUAUGCGCUCACAAGAAUAGACGGAUACACCGGUACGGCUGGAGACUCUUUAAGUGAUUUGAAGGGAAGGCCAUUUACCACACAAGACAAAGAUAAUGAUACGGCGGGUGAAAACUGUGCCGUAACGUAUGCUGGAGCUUGGUGGUAUGCCGCCUGUCAUGCGAGCAAUCUGAAUGGUAAAUAUCUACGCGGGGAAACUAAGGAAUUUGCCACGAGUAUGGUGUGGAAAUCGUUUCGAGGAUAUCACUACUCACUGAAAUCUUCGAAAAUGAUGAUAAGACCAAAAAUGUAAAACAAAGCUGUCACUUUUGAUCUUCGAAUUGUGUUAAUUAAAAGAAGAGAUGGUAUGCAUGGUUUAAAAUGCGAAAUUUUAACGACUUUGUAAAUGCAGGGUUCGUAAAUGAGUUUCUCCUCAAGAACUAGUUUCUUUCGGAAUAAUUCGAAAAACGUUUGUGACUUUCCUUUGUAAAAUAAAAUUUAAUAAUAAACCCGUAACAAAAUAGUACAGCUAAAGUCUGAAAUAAGAACCCCCCCCCCGACACAGGUUAAAGAUUGGCGAUCCGUUGGAUACCGACCGAGUUAUAGGCAAAACUUGGUGCAAAAAUAAACCUUUUGAAAUUUUUAAAUUUUUAUAUUUAUUUUAUUUUUUUCUGAUUUUUUAUUCUUUUUUUAAUUUAAAGCAUUAUUUGAGUGAAAAGAAACUCAUUGCAACAAAUUGGCAUUAAAAUAAAUCAAUUUAAUUUUUUUUGAAAAUUUUCUCAAAAAAAACGUAAGGGGUAAGCCUUAUGAAAUUUUCGAGUGGAAAAUUUUUUGAAAAUUUUUUUCUGAUUUUUUAUUCUUUUUUUAAUUUAAAGCACUAUUUAAGUGAAAAGAAACUUAUUGCAACAAAUUCCCAGCAAAAUAUAUCACAUUUAAAAUUUUUGCUACAUUGCUCAAAAAUGAGGAAAAUUUUACAUUUUCUCAAACAGGGUAAGGAACUUGGUUCCUCGCAUAACUUCUCGCACAGACAUCUGAGGGCAUGGCCGUCCAAGAAGAAAAUGUAGCCAUUGGUGCCAUCUAUCCACCACAGGUUAAAGAUUGGCGAUUCGUUGGAUACCGACCGAGUUAUAGGCAAAAUUUGGUGCAAAAAUGAGGAAAAUUUUACAUUUUCUCAAACAGGGUAAGGAACUUGGUUCCUCGAAUAACUUCUGGCACAGACAUCUAAGGACAUGGCUGUCCAAGAAGAAAAUGUAGCCAUUGGUGCCAUCUAUCCACCACAGGUUAAAGAUUGGCGAUCCGUUGGAUACCGACCGAGUUAUAGGCAAAACUUGGUGCAAAAAUGAAGAAAAUUUUACAUUUUCUCAAACAGGGUAUGGAACUUGGUUCCUCGAAUAACUUCUGGCACAGACAUCUGAGGGCAUGGCUGUCCAAGAAAAAAAUGUAGCCAUUGGUGCCAUCUAUCGACCACAGGUUAAAGAUUGGCGAUUCGUUGGAUACCGACCGAGUUAUAGGCAAAAUUUGGUGCAAAAAUGAAGAAAAUUUUACAUUUUCUCAAACAGGGUAUGGAACUUGGUUCCUCGAAUAACUUCUGGCACAGACAUCUGAGGGCAUGGCUGUCCAAGAAAAAAAUGUAGCCAUUGGUGCCAUCUAUCGACCACAGGUUAAAGAUUGGCGAUCCGUUGGAUACCGACCGAGUUAUAGGCAAAAUUUGGUGCAAAAAUGAAGAAAAUUUUACAUUUUCUCAAACAGGGUAUGGAACUUGGUUCCUCGAAUAACUUCUGGCACAGACAUCUGAGGGCAUGGCUGUCCAAGAAGAAAAUGUAGCCAUUGGUGCCAUCUAUCGACCACAGGUUAAAGAUUGGCGAUUCGUUGGAUACCGACCGAGUUAUAGGCAAAACUUGGUGCGAAAAUGGGCCUUACUGGAUUGACAAAUUUAUAGAUUUUUUCAAUUUUUUCAUUAUUUUUUACCUUUUU
Messenger RNA from Anopheles funestus (African malaria mosquito), 3215 nucleotides. RefSeq names its product ficolin-2-like. The record is from RefSeq and is a predicted model, not a curated record. The transcript has 5 exons. Lineage: Eukaryota; Metazoa; Arthropoda; Insecta; Diptera; Culicidae. The coding region runs from base 421 to 1554 and encodes 377 amino acids.